AAAUCAUAUUUGAAGUAUUAUACUCCAUUGGGAUCAACUUCCUGUUUCUGAGGGAAGUGACGUUUAACCUUAUACGUCGGCUCUCCAUUCUUUUCUAUUAUAGAGAGGACGUCACCGUUGACGUUCCUUACUGGCGGGUGAAUUUGAAAAGAAACGCGGCUCCGCGACUGACUGAGGAGGGGCGGCGAAUUACGGUGCGAGGGAGCCUCUGAGGAAAGAGAGGCUGCUGGCUUGUAGUACCAUGAUUAGAGAGGCUUCAGAAAUGUUGUAGUGCUUUAUUGGGGUCGAGUGUUCUUCAGGUCGACGGAAGAAGGAGGCGUGCCUAAAGGCCGUCAGCUCGGAUCCACUUGUGUUGCCCUUCCCCUGCAACAAUGAGGCGCAACUCCAGUACCAGCCGCAUCAGUUGUCGGCAGUCCAUCCAGCCUCUCAGGGUGCACGAUAUCAACAAGAUGGGACCCCAUACUCCUCAGACGCAAGAAAGGAGGACAACCUUUGGAAAGCUGAGUGUGGGGAAGCAUGCACCAGGAACAUUGGAAAGGAAAACUAGCUUCUUUGGCAAAAGAACCAGUGGCCCUGGAAGCUUACAAAAUGGUCAGUAUGCUGCAUUCGGCAGUGUGGAGAAGAUCAAGGAACCUAGGCCACUUCAUGAUAAAGCAUUCAUCCAGCAAUGUAUCCGACAACUCUGUGAAUUUCUUAUAACAUAUGGCUAUAGUCCUAAUGUUUCUGUGAAGUCACUCCAGACUCCAUCUGUUAAGGACUUCAUGAAAAUCUUCAGUUUUAUUUAUGGGAUUUUUAGCCCUCUUUAUGAGCUUCCUAGUUCUAAGUUUGAAGAAGAAAUCCCAAGAUGCUUUAAAGAGCUUGGGUAUCCCUUUGCAUUGUCAAAAAGCUCUAUGUACACAGUGGGAGCACCACAUACAUGGCCUCAGAUUGUAGCAGCUUUGGUCUGGCUGACAGAUUGUGUCAAGUUGUAUUUUUCUAUGAAAGAAACACCACCAUUUGAUGAAGGACAGACCUUGGAAGGAGAAACUGAAGAUGGAAUUGUACAUAACAAGCUUUUUUUAGAAUACACUGUAAAAUGUUAUGACCAUUUUAUGAGGGGUGGAGACACAUUUGAAGAAUUUGAUACUGAAAUAUACUCCAAAUUAAAGGAUCUAUUCAAGAUAAAUGAAAAUCAUUUAGAGGCAUUAGGAGCAGAAGAAAAGAGGCUGAAUGAAGAGAUUGCAAGGCGUGAGAAGGAGAGAGAAAGUGAACCGGAUCGUUUAGUGACUCUACGGAAACUGAAAUCGUCUUUACAGGCAGAUGUUAGGAAAUAUGAGGCUUAUAUGGCCAACCUGGAAUUUCACUCAAGCAGUAUCAGUCAAAAAUCAAAGAGUAUUACUGAGGAGUUUGAGGCUGCUGCCAUGGAAAUUGAAGCACUGAAAGAGGAGAACACUAAACUGAAGCACAUUUGUGAUCAUCAGAAGCACUCUGUUGCAGAUAUUGAGAGACUAAAAAGUGAAAUAGAGGAUAUGCAGCAGGCAGUCAAUAAACUAAACAAGGAACUGGAGACAGAACAACAUCAGUUGUGGAAUGAGGAAUUAAAAUAUGCUAGAGUAAAAGAAGGGAUUGAAACACAAUUGGCAGACUACCAUAAAUGGGCUCGAAAGCUAAAACUAAUACCUAUAUGUUCAGAGAAUUCUGGUGGCAUUGAUUUUGAGAUUAAGUUUAAUCCAGAUGCAAGACCAAACUGUCUGACCAAACACAGAAAUCAAAUUCGUGCAACCCUUAUGCAGCUCAUAAGCAAGACUGAAGAAGAAAUUGCUAACGCUACAAAGAAAAAAAUUGAUUUAGAGGAUACCUUAGAACAGGCAAGUACAAUGGAAGCAGAACAGAAGAGCAGUGUGAAAAUGCUAAGAGAAGAGGGCCAAAAACUGGAAGAUCUCUGUCAGCAAAAAAUGAAGGAAGUUGAAGAAGAAGAAGAAAAAGGUAUCAAAGAGCUGCAGUUGUUGGAAAAACAUAAAUGUUUGCUUGAGAGUGGAGUCAAUGAAGGUGUCAGUGAAGCUAUGAAAGAGCUACAUGAAUUUCGAUGCCAAUACCAAGUGGUUAUGAAAACAACAUUGGAAGAGAACAGGAAAGUGGACAAAAAUCUUCAACACCUUCUGGAACUGAUAUUUAGUCAUCUUGAGUCUGUAGAGAAGUACCUAGCUGAACAGAAUGCAAAAAUUGAUAGAGAAUUUCAUGAAUUAAUGGCUGAAGAUCCAUUGGCGAACUUGAGAGAAAUUCUAGAUAGUUACAAAAAGAAGACCAAUACUUUGAAUGCCUUGGACAAAUGAGAGUGACAGUGUAAUUUGUAUAAGGUUCAAAGGUGUGAUAUGCUUAAACUUGCUUUAUUUCUACAUAUUCCUAUUUAGCAUGAGUAUUUCAUAGAUGAGAAAGUAAAAUUACAACUUUAUCUCUUUGUGGUUGGAUCCAGCACUGUUGCUUCUUGUUAAUAUCCCUGUCUUCCAAUUUAAUCCCUUAACUUGAAUGUGGCAAUGUUUAAAUUAUUUUGUGUCAUAGAUACACAUAAACACCACACCUCUUCUAAGAUGUUAUCUGCCACACUAGUUUUUUGUAAGUUGUUGUAGCUCUUCUUCAAAAGGAAGCUUUCAGGCAAAUGGCUGACAAAACAAGCUCUUUGCAGAUGUGAAGACCAUUCUUAUACUUUUUGCAUUUUUUUGGACAUGUAUAACUUUCAUAAGAAAGCAAUAUUGGGCUAAGUAAUUUCAAAAGUACAAGAACCCUUGGGGGCAACUUGAAACAAAAUGUUCUAUUACAAGCUUUCUUUCUGAUGUUGGGUGAUUAUGGGCUGGGAUAAAUAAACUUGAACUAGUGAGCUACUUAGCACUAUCUAAAUAAUCUCUCAAUUAAACUACUAUUUUGUAUAGUUCUCUCACAUGUAAUAUGUUAGAAUAAAUUUGUUU
Molecule: messenger RNA, 2942 nt
Organism: Rhineura floridana
Lineage: Eukaryota; Metazoa; Chordata; Lepidosauria; Squamata; Rhineuridae
Gene: NDC80
Product: NDC80 kinetochore complex component
Exons: 17
Coding region: 372-2312 (646 amino acids)
Biological process (GO): attachment of mitotic spindle microtubules to kinetochore
Cellular component (GO): Ndc80 complex
Source: RefSeq, a predicted model, not a curated record